AAUAAUAUCGAAAGUCAUCAUUUGGCAUGUAAAUUCUGAGUAACAAAUUUCUUAACAUGUUUUUUUGGGGUAAUCGGGGUAAAACUAAUAAAUUGUUGUAUGUUGUAACUUUAAACAAUAGUCCUAAUGGAAUCAGGAACUCACCUCCUACUUCUACCACUUUUAAAAACAGUGGCAACAAUAACAGAAACUACUCAAACUACUCUCAAGAUGACGUCUCACCAACUAAGGGAAAAAUUGCUAUCAUAACAGGAGAUGCAAAAGGGAUUGGUUUAUCCAUAGCAGAACAACUGCUAAAAGCUGAAGCAGAGACAGUAAUUAUUGGUGAUAUUCUCUCGCAAGAAACGAAAAAUGAAACUUUUCGGCUAAAUAAGAAAUAUGGUGAGCACAAGGCUGUUUUUCAACCUACUGAUGUGACCAAUCCAAAGGAUUUGGAGAAACUUUUUAACUCUACCAACAAGAGAUUUGGCAAAAUUGGUAUUGUAGUAAAUAAUGCUGGAAUUUUAAGUAUCCAAAAUCAAGAGCAGAUUGUUGACGUUAAUAUAAAAAGUUUGGUAAAUGGAACCUGCUUGGGAUUUCAAUAUAUGUCUGGCACAGGAGGAAUCAUCAUAAAUAACGCAUUACUCGAAGGACUACAACCAAUGUCUACAUUCCCCCUUUACUCAGGAGCUAGCCAGUUCAUUAUAGGAUUCACAAAAUCCAUGAGUCAUAACUAUUUUUAUAAUGCAACUGGUGUAAAAGUGAUGGCCUUUUGUCCAGGACCAAGAGAAACUCAAAUGUUAACUGAAGUUGAUAUUGAUAAUAAUAUGAACGAACAAAUGCUUUUGAAUCUCGAGAAUAAGCUAGAAGAUACCUCUAGAGAAGAAUUUAUCCAAAUGUCAGAAACUGUAGCAAAAGGCGUUAUUUCGAUGUUGCAUGACGGCGAAAACGGAAGCAUUUGGAUACCAAAAAAUUGCAAGUUUUACAAAAUACAAGUACCAGAUUUUAAAAAUUUGACACCAACAGAAAUCAAAAUGUCGCAAAAAUCAUCAACUAACAAAAUCUUAUCUGAGAUGACACCUAAAUGUCAAACUAGAAGCUUAAGCUCAAAUUCAAGUAAAACAGAUACCUGUAGCAAUCAAAACAAAAGCGCUAAGUGCAAAUCUUCAAAAGCAGAACCUAAAGGAGGAAUAAACUGUAAAGAUGAAUUACAAAAGAAAUCUGCUAAGAGUACUAGGAAAAUUUGUAUAAAGUUUGGAUGUCCUAAUAAGAGGAAAAUAAUAUGUAAAGUUGAUAAACAUAUGUGCGAAAAGUUAAAAGAUAGAAAAGCAGUUAAUAAAAAAUUGCCAUGUGUAAUAGAUAAAACAGUAGCAGAUUCUCAUGACGAAUCUGCAGUACCAAAGUGUUUAGCAGCUGAUAAGAAACAAAAGGGAUCCGAAAACAAAUCAUCAAAAAAAUAUAAAAAAGACAAAUGUGGCGAUGUGGAUCCAUGCAAAUCGAAGAAAAAGAAGAAAAAUUCGAACGAAAAUGAUGAUAACAGCAAACGAAAAUCAGAUGUGGAUCCAUGCAAAUCGAAGAAAAAGAAGAAAAAUUCGAACGAAAAUGAUGAUAACAGCAAACGAAAAUCAGAACCAAAUUGUAAAAACAACAGUAAAAGCACUAAUGAUAGAUUUAGACGAAAAUUGUGUGCAAAAGAAACAGAAAUACGGGAUGCGAAAAGAAAUUAUAGCGUGUGCAAAAAAAGUGAUAAUUGCGCCGAUAAUGAGCAAAAAAAUGAGGAACUAAAAGUAUCAGUCGAUUUAAAACCAUACUGUUCAUUAAAAGAAAGUAACUACCAGAAACGGGUAAAACAUUUUAAAUGUGAAAAUGAAUGUAGUAAGCCAAACGAGAGCAAUUAUAAAUUGGACAUGAAGACGACAUCUACUGAAGUCGACAAAGAAAACUGUCAAAAUCAAACUCAGAAAUCCAAUUUGAAAAGCACAGCAAGCUUACCACAUUUAGAAAAAACUGUUGCGGUUAAAGAAAUUAAACCAGACGAGCUUCAAAAUGAACCAAUAAUGUCAAAAGUUUUAAGUAACGUUAAAGGUAGUGGCUUAAAAUCUUCUUUAAAUGAAACAAGUAAAUCACAAGUUCUUCUUGAGACUAAACCAACGGACGCACCUAGGAUAACACUAGUAAAUCACAUCGAUGUCGGGGAAACAAUUGGACUGAUUCCAACAUUAGCAAUUGAAACAGAGUCUCCGAAAAAAUAUACAAGUUACCAAAACAGAAAAUUCAUCCUUAAACGUCCAGAAACAAUUAUCAGAUAAGCAAACAUCGGGUGAAUCAGUAAUACAAGAGGUAGAUAAAACUGACAGUUACACUAACAACAAUCAAGAAGAGACUAGUGCUGUUGAUGUUCAACAAAAAAAGCCCAAAAAGCAAAAGAAUAAAACGAUUUUUGUGAGUAGUGAAGAUCUAAAAAGUAUUGUAAAGAAACUUGAUUAGGUCCAGUUUUGUUCAUUCGAAUAAUAAGCCUGGUAAAUUUGUUUGAAAAAGAAAACAUGUAGUACGUUAAAACGAUUAAAUAUAUGAAAAUUUGUU
Messenger RNA from Diabrotica balteata, 2562 nucleotides. The record is from the annotation of a GenBank genome assembly. Lineage: Eukaryota; Metazoa; Arthropoda; Insecta; Coleoptera; Chrysomelidae.